Messenger RNA from Cryptococcus wingfieldii CBS 7118, 1593 nucleotides. RefSeq names its product xaa-Pro aminopeptidase. Gene Ontology annotation, molecular function: metalloaminopeptidase activity; manganese ion binding. The record is from RefSeq and is a predicted model, not a curated record. The coding region runs from base 1 to 1593 and encodes 530 amino acids. The transcript has 12 exons. Gene Ontology annotation, cellular component: mitochondrion. Lineage: Eukaryota; Fungi; Basidiomycota; Tremellomycetes; Tremellales; Cryptococcaceae.
AUGAGCACCCCUUUCAAAAGAGCGGUCGCUCGUUCGCUCCUGCAGAGGCAGCCUCAAAACGGCGGAGUCCAUCUUCGCCGCGCACUCGGUAUUCCAGCUCGCAGCUAUGCUAGCUCUCCAUUGACCAACCCAAAACCUCCAAAAUUCGGUCAACCCCAUCAAUCUACCCACCCACACCUCGUCCGUCCCGGCGAGUUGACACCUGGCGUACCAGGAGAGGAAUAUGAGCGAAGAAGGAGAAAGCUCAUGGAAAGUCUUGGGGAGGAUGCCAAAGUGGUUAUUAUGGGUGGAACUGUCAGGCUGAUGUCCCAGAGUAUAUUCUAUCGAUUCAGACAAUCUACCGACAUGUACUACUUGACGGGUUUCCAUGAGCCAGAUGCCACCCUUGUCUUGGAAUCUAAACCUUCCAUACCAAGGGGCUACAAAUACACCCUAUUUGUUCCUCCCAAAGAUGCUCAUGACAGCUUGUGGGAAGGCGAGCGCGCUGGCCUCGAGGGUGCUACCUCAAUCUUUGGCGCUGACGAGGCUCAUCCCAACUCCUCGCUGUCCUCUUUCCUCCCCGGUAUCCUCUCCUCUGGUACAGUCUAUGCCGCCCUUCCACCCUCUCCUUCUCCUUCACCAUCCUCGCAACCAUUCCAGCCCCCUUCCUCCCGGCGUCGAUCUUCCCUCCUCAAACUCUUCUCUCCAACGGCCUCCUCCACCUCUCCCUCAAGCGAGUUCCAAGCAUCCGACCCUCCCCACCUGCUCCUCGCUGGUGCUUUAUCUUCCGGACGAGUUGUGCCUCUGGACAGAUACAUCCAGAAACUCCGCUUAGUCAAGUCCCCAGUAGAGAUUGCCUUGAUGAAGCGAGCUGCAGAGAUCAGCUCGCGGGCGCACGAGAAAGUCAUGAGAGCUGCGAAGGCUGGGGGAAGAGAAGCGGAGCUGGAGGCUGUUUUCGAGUUUGAGUGUGCUAUGAAGGGGAGCGAGAGGCAGGCUUACGUGCCGGUCGUUGCUUCCGGUGCCAAUGCUCUGGUCAUUCAUUACACCAGGAACGACUGCACUCUAGAUGAAAAUGAUAUGGUCUUGAUCGACGCGGGCUGUGAACACCACAUGUACACCUCCGACAUCACCCGCUCUUUCCCUGUCUCUGGCCGUUUCACCGCUCCUCAGCGCGACCUCUACGAAGCCGUGCUCAACGCUCAAAAGGAAUGUAUCAAGAGGUGUCAAGUGUCGGACAGAGUCAACUUGAGCGAACUGCAUAGAGCGAGUUGUGGACUGCUCUUGGAGGAGUUGAGACAAAUUGGAUUCAGGUUGAGUGUGGGAGAUGUGGAACGGACUUUGUAUCCCCACUUCUUGUCGCAUCACCUGGGCUCUGACUUGCACGACUGUCCCACAAGAGAUCGCAACGCCACAUUGGUAGAAGGCAACGUGAUCUCAAUUGAGCCAGGAGUCUAUGUCCCUUACGACAAUCGUUUUCCCAAAGCUUUCCACGGUAUCGGGAUUCGAAUAGAAGAUGAAGUGGCAUUCCAAAAAGAGGGACCUCUGGUCCUGUCCGCGAAUGCGCCGAAGGAGAUUGCCGAUGUCGAGGGAGCCUGUCAGGGACUUUUGGAAUAG